UAUAUUGUUCACGUGUCCCUGCAAAACUAUGCAGGCACAGUUGCAGAUAACAUCCGAUAUGGACCACAAUUACGAGGAAAGAAACUAAGUGACAACGAUGUCUACAAGUUUCUCGCUCUUGCGGAUCUUGAUUCUUCUUUCUUCAACAAAUCUGGGGGAGAAUUAUCUGUUGGUCAAGCUCAAAGAGUUGCACUUGCUAGGACCUUAGCUAAUGAGCCCGAGGUUUUGCUACUUGAUGAGCCCACGAGCGCGUUGGAUCCAAUCUCGACUCAGAACAUUGAAGAUGUACUCGUAAAGCUGAAGACAGACAGAGGAAUGACUAUCGUGUUCGUCUCUCACAGCAUCAAACAAAUCCAGAGGAUUGCUGAUGUAGUUUGCCUUCUUGUGGACGGCGAGAUUGUAGAAAUAUUGAAGCCCGAGCAACUUUCCAAGGCUUCUCAUCCUACCGCACAAAGGUUUCUUGAGCUCAGUUCUUGAGUUUUCUUUUCUGAUGUUGUAUAUGUAACUCCUAUUAUGAUCGUAAUAUAGUUUGUUAUGUAAUGUUGAGCUCUGUGUACUAAAUAUGACCAAUAUGUACUAGCUGAGAGCUGUAGAAAUGCAGAAGGGGACUGGAGUAAUACAUUGAUCGAA
This is a messenger RNA of Olea europaea var. sylvestris, 630 nucleotides long. RefSeq names its product ABC transporter I family member 17. Gene Ontology annotation, biological process: phosphate ion transmembrane transport. Gene Ontology annotation, cellular component: membrane. Lineage: Eukaryota; Viridiplantae; Streptophyta; Magnoliopsida; Lamiales; Oleaceae. The transcript has 2 exons. Gene Ontology annotation, molecular function: ATP binding; phosphate transmembrane transporter activity; ATP hydrolysis activity. The record is from RefSeq and is a predicted model, not a curated record. The annotation marks the transcript as partial.